Molecule: messenger RNA, 2792 nt
Organism: Hyalella azteca
Lineage: Eukaryota; Metazoa; Arthropoda; Malacostraca; Amphipoda; Hyalellidae
Exons: 5
Coding region: 80-2671 (863 amino acids)
Biological process (GO): monocarboxylic acid transport; transmembrane transport
Molecular function (GO): monocarboxylic acid transmembrane transporter activity
Source: RefSeq, a predicted model, not a curated record
GGUCUUUAAAGGGUCAAAGCAUUCCCUGUUUAUUUCACAACCAGUUCUCCGGUAUAUGUAACUCGUAGCUCAUAUAGAGAUGGUUUAUGAAGACGAUAGCGUCUAUAAAAAGUAUUCCGAAAAUGAUCUUGAAGCACAGGAGAGCAGAUUUGCUGUCUGUCCAUCGGAAGCGACGGAAGGUAAGACUCUCGCUCGCGCUAGGGGUCCCGCUCGCUCUCAUUUGAGUGACUUGGAACUUCUCAGCGGUAUGGUUGAAUGCAGCCAGAAUCAGCAGGACAAUAACUCGCAGGAUGAUAAUGUUAUUUCUUCAUCACCAACAUGUGCACCUGACUCUCGUUAUUCGUAUAAUUCUAAAGCGUUAGAAAAUUCACGAGACUCUGGUAACUCACAAAUUUUAGGAUCCAUUCACGACCGUUGCGAUCUGGAGGUCCCGAUUCACAAGUCCAAGUCUACCGAGGAAUCGGGUCUCAUAGAUGAAAGUCAGGUACCAAAAGCAACGAUAGUCAAGUCUUCGGCGGGGAAAAUGAUUGCCAGUAAUAACCCCAUUGAUGAUACCGACUCAAAAGCGUCCAAAGCAAACUCAAUCGUCGGUGAUUCAAAUUUUAAGAAGACCCAGCCGAAGUUCGUGCCUCCUGAUGGCGGGUACGGCUGGGUCGUGGCCCUAGCUUCGUGCAUGGCUAACAUGUGGAUAGUUGGGUUCCUGAGGAGCUACAGUGUGUUGUACCUCAGCAUCAUCAACCAGUUCGGCGGCACAGCCUACCGAGCUUCGUGGAUACAUGCGAUGCUCACCACCUCGGGAUUGUUGAUGAGUCCAGUGACUGGAUUGCUGUGCACAAAGUACGGUUCUCGGAAAGUCGCAAUCGGGGGAGGGAUGUUGGCCUUCGCCGGACUUUUUCUGAGUGCCUUUGCCUCCUCAAUCACCGCCUUCAUUUUCACUCUCGGCCUCUUGGCAGGUCUAGGAAUAGGAUUCAUCGUAACUCCGGGCAUCCUGAUCGUCAACUUGUAUUUUGACAAGCGCCGUACGAUCGCGUGCGCGAUAUGCAUGUCAGGGAACGCUUUUGGUGCGUUCUUCAUGCCGCCGUUGCUGGAGUAUCUCUUGAGUGCAUAUGGACUCCGAGGAACGCUUCUGAUCAGCUCGGCUCUGCAGCUUCACUGCGUUGUCGCUGCGUGCCUCUUCAGACCCACAGACGUACAGGCUCGUAUUCAAGAACAGGACCGAAAAAAUGCAAUGAGAUCAGCUCGUAGAAACUCGUCAUUACCUACGCCGGCUGGAGAUUUUGAGAAAAAACCAACGUGGUCGAAGCUAGAAGCUUAUCUCUCUUUGAAUCUUGAUACCAGGAGGAAGAGUUCAGGUUCGACCAACCAAUCAAUAAGUGAGCAGCGUGAACUUUUCACCCGGGAACUGUCAUCUUAUCGAAGUAUUCCCUUAACAAAUAGCAUUCCAAAUUUGCAAACUUUCAGAGAUUCCAUCAUCGAUCUAUCGGGAAACAGAGCAAGAUCUGAUAUCGCCUUGCAGUUGUCUGAUGUAAAAUAUGGCGUGUCUGAAAACUCUAUAGGUCAAAUGGCAAAGCCGAAGAAUAGAACACGUUCAUCCAGUGAAUGUGCGCCUUCAAAUCGAAACAUAGACCUCUUCACUUUGAAACCUCUUAUAGAAAACGAAGAUGAUUCGCCUGCAGCUGUAAUGGACAGAAAGUCUUCAGCAGUUACAAUUUCAAACGAUUUUAAACCAAUGGAAAGUAAGGAAUAUCGACAGCGCGAGAUUUCACUUCGACGGUUUGCCUGUAACAACACUUCUUUGAAACGCUAUCCGCUGCCUGUAUCUUCGACUGGUCAAAGUUCGCCGAAUGAAACUGAAGAGCUUCUGAACAAGGAAGAGAAUGUCGGGCCUAAAAUUCAUUGCACUUCAUCGGUUCUGCAUGGUCCUGUGCAAAAGGAGUUUCAACACGGUGAGGAUGAAUGUCAUAUCGGAACUUCCAGCAAUUGCAGCCAAAAUGUUGGUCAGUUGAGUCAAGCGAAUAAAGAAGGUUUUGUAUCGCGAGAGCUCAAAAUGUUCACUAAGGCUGUAAGUGAAUGUUUCGACCCGGAGGUUUUGAAGAACAGAUCAAUGAUUAUCAUGUCAAUAUGUUCAUGCCUCAUUAGCAUGGCAGCUCCUCAAGCUCUAUUCUACAUUCAUGCGUUCUACGCAUCCGUUGACAUGCGGAAGCCGGAAGUGACUGCGUUGUUGUCCAUUUCUUCUGCGGCCGAUUUUUGCGGUCGCUUCAUCAUCGGUUUUGUCGCAGACUACAGCAAUAUUAGGACGACCUUUCUGAUUUCAGCCGGCACGGCGUUAGCAGCAGCAGGCACCAUGUUCGUACCGCUGACAGCGACGCUGGCAAGUGCGGGGACAGCGAUGGGUUGCUACGGGUUCGGCGUGGGUGCCUACAUUGUGCUUCUGCCCACCCUUCUGGCCAAAACUCUGGGGGUGAAACGCCUCCCUGUCACCUACGGCUUCACCAGGCUAACUAUGGGCUUCAUGAGCCUCGUCGCCCCACAAGUCAACGGCGCACUCGUGGACGGGACCGGGAGCUACGCGCCCACGUAUUACCUCAUGGGCUCGUGUACGGCAGUGGCGGCCAUACUCUUCUUGUUCAUCCCGCCUCCUGUUACUGAGGAGCCCCACACCGCCAAAUGAUUAUAAUAUAUCGUAGAUUUUAUGCUUCCUUAAACAAUGUAUUAAUCAGUAUUACAGGCUGUAGUUUUGUAGUAAAGAUUAUUGUCUUUUAUUGAUUAAUAAUAAUAUUUUAUUAAUAUUA